GUACAGCGCGGGUGCAGCUCCCCUGGGGGGAGACGUGGCUACUCUCCGGAGCCUGGGCCAUGACUCCUGCUGCUUCUUUCCUACCUGGAGACACAGAGGUGCCCCUUUUCCUGGCAGUGCUUGCCACUGGCUUUGGAGCUUCUGGAUCUGAAAGCUGAAGGCUGAGGCUGAUGGACAGAGUAACAAGAAACUUAAAACCAAAGGAACAGGGUGCUGAAUAGAUCAUCUGGACUCUUCAGCCAUUUUUGUGAGGAACUACAACCCUAUAGAGGGGCUGUCAGUUGCUUUAAGGAGUACAGAAAUCCUAGCCAUAGAUAUGCCUCAUCCCAGGAAUCCUGCUCUGUAUCGUCUCACCAAGCAGCUACUACAGAAAUAUCACAAGGCAGUGAGGCCAGUUCACGACUGGACCGAGGCCACCACGGUGUAUCUGGAUGUGUUUGUCCACGCCAUAUUGGAUGUGGAUGCACAGAACCAAAAAUUAAAGACAAGUAUAUGGUACCAUGAGGUUUGGGUUGAUGAGUUUUUAUCCUGGAACCCCAGCAUGUUUGAUGAGAUUAGAGAGAUCUCUCUACCUCUAAGUGACAUCUGGGCCCCUGACAUCAUCAUUAAUGAGUUUGUGGAAAUUGAAGGAUCACCCGACCUUCCGUAUGUCUAUGUGAACUCAUCUGGGACCAUUAAGAACUCUAAGCCUAUCCAGGUGGUUUCUACGUGCAGUUUAGAGACCUACGCGUUUCCAUUUGACAUCCAGAACUGCAGCCUGACCUUCAGUAGUGUCCUGCACACAGUGCAAGAUGUCGACCUGGCCUUCCUCAGGAGCAGAGAAGACAUUAAGCAUGACAAGAAGGAAUUUUUGAACGACAGUGAGUGGGAACUUCUCUCUGUGUCCUCAACAUACAGCAUCCUGCAGAGCGGCGCUGGAGAUUUUGCCCAGAUUCAGUUUAAUGUGGUGAUUCGCAGGCGUCCGCUGGUCUAUGUUGUGAACCUGCUGAUUCCCAGCAUCUUCCUAAUGCUUGUGGAUCUGGGGAGCUUCUACCUACCACCCACCUGCCGUGCCAGGAUUGUGUUCAAGACCAGCGUGCUGGUGGGCUACACCGUCUUCAGGGUCAACAUGUCCGACGAGAUGCCAAGGAGCGCACUGAGCACCCCUCUGAUUGGAGUCUUCUUCACGGUCUGCAUGGCCUUCCUGGUUAUCAGCUUAUUUAAGUCCAUCCUGCUGGUCAGAUUCCUCCAUGAUGAGUGGAGCCAUGGGCAGGAGUGGCCCCUCUUGUGCCUUCGAGGGGACGCUGAUGCUGAUGGGCCUAGAAUGGAUCCCAGAGCCCAGCUUGCUGGGGUACCAGAGCCCCCCAUCCGUCGAGAUCCCCAGGUCCAGCCAGGGAGCCUGAAGGAAGUCUGGUUCCAGCUUAAGUCCAUCAGCACCUACUUCCAAACCUGGGAGCAGGCGGACCGGAAGGGGGUUAAGUGGCUGGCCCUCCUGGAACGUUUAGACCGACUGCUCUUUCAAGCCUACGCCAUCCUGCUGGGCCUCUAUACCGUCACCCUGUGCUCCCUCUGGGCACUGUGGGGCAGCUCGUCAACCUUGUACAGAGCAGAAUGCAAGAGUCACACCUCAUCCGUGUCCUGAAGCUCUAGUUCCCGCUGUCUCCCUUGAGCGCCUCUUCCCCUGCACCACAUCACUGCUGGAGGGAAGCCCAGAACCGAUGUCUCAGACCCGGUCAACACAACACUUCGUCAGCACACACCCUGUGUAAGGCACCGAGCUGGGGGAGAGGUUUCAUGCAUGGCCCUAGGGUUCAAGGAGAUUAUAAUCCACUGUCCUUUUACUCAUCAGCUAGGGCCGCCGUAACAAAACACCACAGACUCCUAGACUUAAACAGAAAUGCCUUUUCUUACUGCUCUGGAGGCUGGAAGUCUGAAAUCAAGGUGUCAGCAGGGUUGGUUUCUUCUGAGGCCUCUGUCCUUGGCCCACAGCUGGCUGACUGGUCCCUGCAUCCUCACGUGGCGUUCCCUCCGCGCACGUCCAUAUCUCUGUCCGAAUUCCUCCCCUUACACGGACACCAACUCUAUUGGAUUAGGGCCCACAUUAACAACCUCAUUUAACCUGAAUCCCCUCUUUAAAGGCCCUCCUCCGGAUAUGCAUUCUGAGGCACUGGGGGUUAGGGUUUCAACAUGAAUUUGGGGUGGGUAAUACAAUUCAGCCCAGACUACUCACAGGACUGUGGACGUUCGGCCAGCCCAAAAUCUGCAGGUGGGCGGGGACCCAGGGAAUAGUUAUGGUUUGAGUCCAAAGCAGAGGCGGGGGUGUCUGCUGGCAGAAUUCUCACUUCUUCCAGGAAGCCAGUGUUUUACUCUUGAGGCUCUCAACUGAUUAGAUGAGGCCCACCCACAUUCUGGAGGGGAAUCUGUUUUCCCGAAGUCUACUGAUUUAAAUGCCAAUCUCGUGUAAAAAAAUACCUUCACAGAAGCAUCUAGAAUAAUGUUUGACCAAAUAUCUGGGUCCUGUGGCCCAGCCAAGUUCACACACAAAACUAACCAUCACAGUCCCAGUGGCCCCACAGCUUCCCAUCUAUGCCCACAGUUACUUGUUAAGACAGAAGAGCCCCGAUCCCUGGGCACUCAGGUAACUCAUCAGCUUCUGGCCCUUACUCUCUAGGAGCCGAACCUCUACUGACUGGCUUACCUUACGGCAGUUCCCAUGGCCCCAUCACCUGAAGUCGAAGGUUAGAGUUCAAGUCUUCCACAAAUUUUCCUUCCUCUUAUUUUGACUUUCUUCAUUUCGCAGUGCUUCUUUUUAUGGAGGCUUCGUCUAGGCAAGCUCACCUGCUUGCCAUUCCAUCCCAGCCUCUACACCUAGCUGACAUAUUUUGUGUCACCAAAUCUGUGUGCCACUCCAUCUAAGGCCCCUGCUCAAAACAGCCUUCCCCCACCUUCUUCACCCAAUCAGCUCGUGACUCUGUCCCCUUUUCUCUAGGUUUAGUUUUACCUUAUUCUAGACCCUUCCCCCUUUGAACGUUUUAGAGCCUCCUGUGUGUGUGUGUGGGGGGGGUUAUGUACGUAGGUGUGUGUGUUGUGGGGUGUGUAUGUGUGUAUGUGCAUCACUUGUCACACAGACCACAUGCUCCUAGAGGAGCCCCCCUGUUUCCUGUUUUGGUUUCUCUGCCAUCUCUGCCCAGGUUCACACAGAGUUUUGCUCGAGGCACCCCUGCAGUUGCUGUUGUAGAACAGCUCGUCCCAGCUCACCGCCGCAGUUGGACACAGGUGUCCUGUGUCUUCCCAGGUCUGAGGGGAGAGUCUACCCGAGGUCAGAUUCCUGGUGCUUCGGCGUCGCUCUGCCCUCUGUCAGGGUAGCCAUCGGGAGCUUGCUGUGUAGACCACAGUAGGCUGAGCGAGAAUCAGCACUCCUAAUGCUACUGGCAGAGGACAUAAAAGUCCAAAGCUGUUUGCUAGAAACUUUUUGCAGUGCUAAAAUUGCCUUUAAAAAAACCCACCCCCCAUCCCCCUAAAGAAAAAGAAUUUAAAUUCAAACAGCCUUUACCUGCAUCCUCCCUCUCUCAUUACCUCCCAGUUAGUGCUCAACACCAAUUGUCCAUGAAAUUCCACUGCUGCUGUUAAUGAAAUGAGGAACAUAAGAAGUUUGUGAACAGGAAGUGUCCAUGCAACCCUCCACCUGUUUCCCUCCUCACUUCCUCCGUUCUACUCCUGGCCUCCUCUGUCUCCACCUGCUCAGUGAGCCUCUACGUUGAUCCCUAGAGAUCUCUUCACUUCCUUGGUUAUUAGAGGGGAAAAGGCCUGCCAUGAACUCGCCCUUGCGGAGUCACCUUCCUCUCCCGCUGUCCUUGGAGAAAGCACCUGGUUUGGGUCCUGGCUCCAUCACUAUCUAGCCAGGGGACCUUGAGCUUAACGUCUCAGAGCUUCAGUUACCCUGUUUGGCAUUGGGGUUGCUCAUACUUACUCUACCAAAUCGCAGAACUUCGAGGAUCGGAAUGAAGCAAGGUAUUUAACAGUACUUUGAAAAGUAGAUAAUACAUCACCAAAUAAAAAUAAGACCUGCCUGGGGCGCCUGGGUGGCUCAGUCGUUAA
Zalophus californianus (California sea lion) is the source of this 4077-nucleotide messenger RNA. It is a transcript of the gene HTR3B, whose product is annotated as 5-hydroxytryptamine receptor 3B. Lineage: Eukaryota; Metazoa; Chordata; Mammalia; Carnivora; Otariidae. Gene Ontology annotation, cellular component: synapse; postsynaptic membrane; neuron projection. Gene Ontology annotation, biological process: monoatomic ion transmembrane transport; chemical synaptic transmission; nervous system process. The coding region runs from base 317 to 1621 and encodes 434 amino acids. Gene Ontology annotation, molecular function: transmembrane signaling receptor activity; neurotransmitter receptor activity; extracellular ligand-gated monoatomic ion channel activity. The record is from RefSeq and is a predicted model, not a curated record. The transcript is spliced from 12 exons.